Molecule: messenger RNA, 1029 nt
Organism: Bolinopsis microptera
Lineage: Eukaryota; Metazoa; Ctenophora; Tentaculata; Lobata; Bolinopsidae
Product: putative exosome complex component rrp40
Exons: 5
Coding region: 78-785 (235 amino acids)
Biological process (GO): nuclear polyadenylation-dependent rRNA catabolic process; exonucleolytic trimming to generate mature 3'-end of 5.8S rRNA from tricistronic rRNA transcript (SSU-rRNA, 5.8S rRNA, LSU-rRNA); poly(A)-dependent snoRNA 3'-end processing
Cellular component (GO): cytoplasmic exosome (RNase complex); nuclear exosome (RNase complex)
Molecular function (GO): RNA binding
Source: RefSeq, a predicted model, not a curated record
AGCAAGUCACACAUGCUAAUAAAAUGACCACAGUGGGCACCAGUUGAAGUAGACCAGCAAGACGCGGAUGGAUAGUCAUGGCAGAAACUGAGACCAAGGAGAUUCCAGAUAAACCGAGUAUAGUGGUAUGUGGGGACACGUUCAACAUUCCAGCCAACAAAGAUCUCACUGUUGGACCAGGCCUUGUUUUCCGGAACAAUGCUAUAACCUGCACGAAACCAGGAGUCAUAAAAUCUAACGACAAAUCUGUCUGGAUCGACAGGAACAAUCGGAGGUAUGUUCCAGUGCUGGAGGAACGAGUGGUUGGAAUUAUAAUUGGCCGUGUAAUGGACGAAUACCGGAUUGAUAUAGGAGGAGCCCAUGUAGCCAUGAUGAGCUCUAUUGCGUUCGAAGGAGCAACUCAGCGAAAUAAACCUGAACUAAAGCCGGGUAAUGUCGUGUUUGCUAGAGUGAUCGCAGCUAAUAAAGACGUGGAACCCGAGCUUGCGUGUGUCAACAAGAAAGGCAAAGCUAACGGUCUUCAGGUACUUGAAGGUGGUCACAUAAUCCAGUGCUCUCUGGGUCUCUGCAGAAAACUCCGUCAGCACAAAUCACCCCUUACCCAACCCCUCCUAAACCACUUCAAAUCAUUCGAACUUUGUGUAGGGAUGAACGGCAGGAUUUGGGUCAGAUCUGAUACGAACAAACACACUGUUGCUAUUUCCAUAUAUUUGAAACAGUGCGAGCAUCUGUCGGUUUCUGAUGCGGUUAUGUCGCUAAGGCACACUGUCAAAGCUUUAGGAUGAUCAUUUGUGAGGCUUUAUGUUGCUCAGUCAAUUUGAAUCAAUCACAUGUAAUAUGAAUCAUGAAGUUGGUAAGAAAUGAAGAUAUAGUGAAGCUGUGAAGAUGACACCAGUUUGGACCGAUCCAUUCGAUUAUGAUAAGUGAACGCUUGUGGUCGACUCGAUGACUCUUGUUUAUUUGAUUUUGAACUUUGCUGUUGACCAUUCAGUCUUACGGAAUCCGACCGAGGCAUUUGAUUCCAGCCAA